AUGCUGCAAAGGGGACAGCAGCAGCGGAGUGCCCCGUAUGGCAGCCCACAUCUACAGCAGCAGCAGCAGCAAUGUAUGCAGCAGCAGCAACAACAGAGGCUGCAACAGCAGCAGCACGUGUGGGAGCAGCAACAGCUACAGGGUAGGCGACUGCAACAACAGCAGCAGCAACGGUGGCAUGCGCAGCAGCAGCAGCAGCAACGGUGGCAAGCGCAGCAGCAGCAGCAGCAACAGUGGCAAGUGCAGCAGCAGCAGCAGCGGUGGCAGGUGCAGCAGCAGGAUCACCACCAACAGAGAAAGACAGAAGCUCUCUGUCUCUCUCCUCGCAAGGCCAUCCCUCCCAGCAGCAUCAACCACAGCAGCAGCAGCAACAACAGCAGCAGCAACCACAACAACAGCAGCAACAGCGGUAGCAGCUGCAGGAAACACCAUUUCCAGCGGCAUCCAGGUCGCCAGCUGACGGAGCAGCAGCAGCAGCAGCGUCAGCAGCAGCUGUUGCUCACAAAGGGAGGAGAAGGCUACGCGCGAUUUGCUGCUGCUGUGCCGCCGCUGCAGCGCAGCCGGGCCCUUGAAGAGUCUUGGCAUCCCCAAACCCCCGAUUCUGCGCAGCCUCUCAGCGUGGCUCAGUGGCGGGAAGUGUUGGGCAAAUGGCGCCGCCAGAUCCACAAGUGGACCAACCUGCCUGCUGAGGUGUACGCGGAGCUGUUGAAUUUGUCCGUCGCCGAGCAGAUUGACUUGCUGCAGUCUCUGCCCCCCAGCAAGCUCGACGUCCGUCAGCUGCCUACAGCAGCAGAAACAACAACAACAGGAGCAACAGCAGCAGCAGCAGCAGCUGGGGAAACUGCUGCAGCAACAGCACCAGCAGCUGCAACAGCUGUCGAAGACCCCCAACAGCAGCAGCAAAAGAAGCAGCAGCAGCAGCAACAGCAGCAGCAGCAGCAGCAGCAGCAGGUUUUGUUAGCGGCGCUGCUUGGCGACAGUGGCUCGGGCUCUGCUGUCACUGGGCCUACAGCCUUCGUGCCCAAAUGGUUCCGCACAACCCUACAUGCACCCGGGUCUGCUGCUGCUGCUGCUGCUGUUGCUGCUGCUGUUGCUGCUGAUGCUGGUGCUGUUGUUAAUGAUGAUGCUGCUGCUGAUGCUGGUGGCGUUGCUGCUGGUGAUGCUGUUGCUCGUGGUGGUGUUGAUGUUGGUUCUGCUGCUGCUGCAGUUGAUGCUGCUGUUGCUGCUGCUGCUGCCAAAUUAACUGCUGCAGUUGGCGUUGCCGCUGCAGCUGCCGCAGAGGGGGUUGCAGCUCCAUCGGCUGCGUUCGUUCGGGCACAGCGGCGACUUGCUGCGGUCUACGGGCCCGCUGCUGCUGCACUCUCCUGUCUCGAGCAGCAGCAGGAACAGCAGCAGCAGCAACAACUGCAACCGGAGAAGCAGCAGCAGCAGCUGCUGCAGCAGCAAGUACUUCAACGCAUAGGCAAGCAGCGGCUGCAGCAACUGCCUCUGGACAUGAAGUUCCGCGUAGAGAACUUGCAGCCCCCCCUUCGGGGUGUCAUCCCCAGCAGCAGCAGCUGCUUCUGCAGCAGCAGCAACAGCAACAGCAUCAGCAGCAGCAGCAGAGAGCGGCUACAGCUGCUGCAGCAAAAUGCUGCAUUACUAGUGGCGGCAGGAGGCAUCCUGAGCAGCGACGAGCCACUGCCUGUUUGUUUCCCUCCUUCAGCAACGUCCAAAAAAAAACAAAAACGGUUUUAA
Messenger RNA from Eimeria mitis, 1737 nucleotides. RefSeq lists its product as uncharacterized. The transcript has 5 exons. Gene Ontology annotation, molecular function: RNA binding. The coding region runs from base 1 to 1737 and encodes 578 amino acids. Lineage: Eukaryota; Apicomplexa; Conoidasida; Eucoccidiorida; Eimeriidae. The record is from RefSeq and is a predicted model, not a curated record.